Drosophila obscura is the source of this 3150-nucleotide messenger RNA. RefSeq names its product protein tipE (gene Teh2). The coding region runs from base 334 to 1260 and encodes 308 amino acids. NCBI's taxonomy places the organism in Eukaryota, Metazoa, Arthropoda, Insecta, Diptera, Drosophilidae. Gene Ontology annotation, biological process: regulation of sodium ion transport. The transcript is spliced from 5 exons. The record is from RefSeq and is a predicted model, not a curated record. Gene Ontology annotation, molecular function: sodium channel regulator activity.
UACAAAAGGAGGUUCCAAUUAGAUUUAAAAAUCAAAAACGAAAAUACCUUUUUCCUUUUCGGCUCUACAAAAAUAAGGCAAUUAGGAAAAGCCCAGAGAAAAAGAGAGAGAGACAUCGAUAGAGAUAUAGAGACGUAAGCUAACCCACAUUCACAGUACAGUAGAAGGAAAGCAGAAGAAGGGCAGGACAGAGGGGGAAAGCGAUUAAGAGAGUGUAGAAUUGUUAGCGGUGUUCAUUUUAAAAGCUUUUACUGAUCCUAAAAUCUAAGAAAACACACGAAACCACACACCCGACACCCGACACCCAACACACAACAAACACAGAGAAUCAGAAUGAAGAAGAGCUCCACUCUGACAACGACAACGUCAAUGCCGACGAGUCCCACGCUCUCGGCACAGACACUCUCCGCCAGCAAGAUCAGCCUGAAUAGCAACAGCAGCAGAUCGGGCUCGGUGGCGGGAUCGAUACGCUCCUCCUGCCAGUCACCGGUUAGGCCGGGCAGCGGCUGCGUGGACGCCAUCAAGGCGAAGCGCGAGGAGAUCGAAAUCGAAACACUACUCGAGAAGGCAAAGUUCUAUACCUCCGUGUGCCUUGGUACGACUGCCAUUUUGUCGGUGUUCACAUUCCUCUUCCUGAUACCCUUCGUAGUGGAUCCCGCCAUCUCAACGAUCAUUGCCGACUAUGAUCCAGUGCCCGUGACCUGCAUAGUGAUCGAUCACAUCUAUGCGGAGGGCAUCAAGAACUGCAGCUGGAGCUCCUGUCGCGAGGGCUGCACCUCAUCACUCACCAAGUGCCAUCAGUUGUUUGUCAACUAUACGCGCAUCCCGUACAGCGACUGGGAGCGUAAUCCCCGGGACCUGGACGCCGUCAACUGGGAUGUUAGCUAUACAAAGUUUCUGAUCAACUCCGAGGGCUGCGGAUAUCCGCCCACGACCAACUGCAGCGUAUUUGCCAGGCAGUAUGGCUUCUCUCAUAUUGGGGAGCCAUUCCCCUGCUACUACAGCCGUGCCUAUCCAGAGGUCGUUAUUGGCCGCUACUCGUGGGAGAACAAUUUGUACCAUCUGAUCCUAUCGCUGAUCAUACCGAAUGUGCUCUUUGCCAUCUCCAUCGGGGUGCUGAGCUACUGGUACUGCCCCUGCUGCGAGAAGGCCUGCAAUAAGUCAUCGCGGGUCUACGCCGAGAAGUUCCCAACCAAGGAAGAGAUCGUUAACUGCAUGAAAUGUAAUACGGAAAAGUCGUUGUCCUUGAAUGUGUUUUGAAAUAUGAGAUCUGAUCGUUGAUCUGACCCCCCAAAAUGUAUUUGUGAUAGGUUAAGUGCGAAGAAAUAUGCUGAAAUCAAAGAGUUACGAGUAUAUCUCUGGCACCACAGUUGUCGCUUGUCGUAGAAACCCACAACAAAAACAAAAACAAAAACAACAGCAACAAAAAACCCAAGCAGAAUUAACGUUACUCUGAAGUGUCCUUAGCAAUUACUGCAUUUCCAUAAUGUUCCAAAUUGUAGACUUAGUCCUUAGCACCUCUCAAGGACACACCCUCCACACACACUCUCAGCACAAGAGCCCAAAACAAAUUGAAAGGAAUUUCGUAUUUCUAUAUGCCACAUCAAAAUAUAUAUUCACUCCAAAACACACUCGUAUACACGACGUACUCAAACAAUUUUUUGUAGUCAGUAGCUUUAACUUUACCAAAAACAUAAAAACUGAAUUUACAAGAGGUUUCUUUCAGGUUAACUCACACGCCCCCAGCAUUUCCCUUUUUUUCUAUUUACUAAUUACUUCUAAUAUAACAUACAUAUAUACUCGUACUCGUAUACAUAUCGACUAAUUCUCCUAUUUAAUUAAACUGAUAUUACGCAUAAGAAGAGAGGGCAUGAGGCAGGCCUGUGUUUUGCAUGCUUUUCCUUUAGACCGCUUCUGAUUAUCCCUUUCGAUUAUAGAACCUAUUUGUAUUGUAUGGCAUGAUCCCCGUAUGUAUAGAACAUAUACUCUGACUACAUAUAAUCGUAUAUAUUUAUCGCUUAUACUUUAACUUAACUCUGACUCUAGAAUUGAUUAAGAACUUUGUUCCAAACCGAUAUACUCCAAUUCUAGCAAACUUCUGUGUCACAGUGACGAAGAUGAUGAUAUGGAAUACUAGCAAAAAUACAAAUUAGCUAAAGCUAAAACCCCUAAACAAAUAGCAAACUCAACUUUGUAGUCUGUAUACACCACACACACACACACACACACAGCUUUUACUAUAUAGAUAUAAAAAACAAAACAAAAACAUACAAUACAUAUACGAAAAGAUCGAUAGAGAAUUACCAUUUGCCAUCUGCCAACUCACACAUCGGACGAUAUAUACAAAAAAAUAAUAAUAAUUAUAAAUUGCCAGUGGGAGCAUCGUCGAAGGAAGGAGAACAAACUUUUCCACAUGCAUAUACAAUAUAUUAUAGUUUUAUUCGUAACUUUGCGCUCUAUAAUUGAGAACCCAUCUUAGCCAUCGUACAAUAAUAAUGUUACACACUCGUACUAUAUAGAUCUUUAUUUCAAAAUGCUGUAAAACUUUAGAAUUUGGCUUUGGACGGAGUGGACGAUGCUCCGCUUUAUGAUUGCUCGACUUCGAUUUCCACAAUGAUAAUACGAAAUACCAAUUAAAGAAUCGCUUGUUUUCAACAAAUUGUGAUAGUAGUCAUAAAAAUAUUAAGUAAAUUCGUAAACAAAAACAUAAACUAAAAAAUGAAAAUGAAAACAAAAACAAAAACGAAGAAACCAAUCAAACAUUUGUAUAGAGGGAAACGAGUCCGAGUCCGAUAAGUUAAAAGAUUCAUAGAGAUGUUGGCAAACAAAUGAUAGAUAAAUACCACAAGAUGAUACUCGUACAAGAUGCAAGAUACAAGAUACAAUCCAAGAGUUCAAGCAGAAGAACCAAAUUUCUCACCUAACAAUACACACACACAUGGAAAACACACACAACUCUCAAACAUUUUGGAAAUAGUUUUAAAAACUCUUAUGUAAAAAACGAAACAUCUAAAGAAUUAUAGCAAUACAUACAUACAUAUAUAUAUAUAUGUACAUAGAUGAUAUAUAUAUAUAUAUAUACAUAUAGCUUAGCAGAACCGAUAAAACGCACGUUGCUUAUGAGAAUUUUUUAAAUCAUACAAAACAAAA